UCAAUCCUUCGUUCUUUAUUUCCUUUCAUCUUUUGGAAACCUACAGGCGACGACGAAAUCCGAUCGUCUUCGAUUGCUCCGUUCUGGCUUCCAAUUUGUACCCUCUGCGUGUCGGACAUCAAGUGGAAGAAGAGGUCUCAUGAACUGCGAAACUUUCCAACUCAAGGAACUGGUGGUGGAGCCGCUAGAGAUCCGAGAGGUGCUUCGCUGUUUAUUACACACUAUUGUCUUCCAUAGAGCAUUGGGACUUGUUCGACCCAAGGAUAUUGAGUGUGAACUUUUUGAGAUCACAUAUGUUCAAUGUGGAGAUCAUGAACUAGAUAAGAAAAUAGAGGAAAAGACGGACCAACUCAUUGCUUGGGUAGAGAAACACCCAAACAAAAAAAGCCAGAUAUGCUUGUCUUUCUAUGAAGUCAAAAACAAGCAUGCUUCAUGGUUUGGAAACAGAACUGAGCGCUUUUAUUGGGAGCAGUGGUAUAUUAAUUUGCAUGUCUUAAACCCUAAAUCACAUACUAAACCUCACAAUUCGAAAGCACCAUUAAGCACCGGAGAGAACACAUCUGAAGAAGGCAGCUCAAGACGCACUGCUUUAGAAUCAUCAUUACGAGAAGUCCUAUUUCAAAUAAUAAGAUUUGUGAAUGAGAAGAAAGACCACAUUCCUCCAGUUCAGAACUCUGAAAUCAUUUCAUUUCCAUAUGAGAUCUCAACCCCAAGUGCAUCAGACUCUUCCUUCGGUUGGCAUGCUGAUGUUCUCAAGAGGAUGCUACAGACUGGGCAUCCAUCCAUGCUCAGUUGAUUAUAGCUUGUGUAGAUAAACUAUUGUGGCUAGCAGAAGGUUGCUCUAAUAUUUUUACUAAGUGGUGUUGCUGAAGAAAAAUGACUUAUCUUUCUUUAAGUUCCAAGUAUGUAAUCUUGUACAGCAUCGCCAGUUACAUGAAAGAUACCUGUACAAGUAAUGCCCGCAUCUCAGUGUGAUUAUCAAUGUUAACUUGCGAUUCAGAAUUGAGUAUGGCUAUCAGUAUCGACUUGUGACUUAGAACGGGACGUGUAAAUAUUGAUUUCCUAAUGUUAAUUGUCUUUAAACUUGUUUACAGUGA
Messenger RNA from Zingiber officinale, 1097 nucleotides. RefSeq names its product autophagy-related protein 101-like. Gene Ontology annotation, cellular component: phagophore assembly site. The coding region runs from base 140 to 796 and encodes 218 amino acids. NCBI's taxonomy places the organism in Eukaryota, Viridiplantae, Streptophyta, Magnoliopsida, Zingiberales, Zingiberaceae. The record is from RefSeq and is a predicted model, not a curated record. Gene Ontology annotation, biological process: autophagy; autophagosome assembly. The transcript is spliced from 8 exons.